Molecule: messenger RNA, 1903 nt
Organism: Hemicordylus capensis (graceful crag lizard)
Lineage: Eukaryota; Metazoa; Chordata; Lepidosauria; Squamata; Cordylidae
Gene: CEP57L1
Product: centrosomal protein 57 like 1
Exons: 11
Coding region: 289-1671 (460 amino acids)
Cellular component (GO): centrosome
Molecular function (GO): identical protein binding; gamma-tubulin binding; microtubule binding
Source: RefSeq, a predicted model, not a curated record
UCUAGCGAGGCUGCACGACAGAUACCCAUUUCCGCCAAUCCCUGCGUGGCUACAGCCAACCUGCGUAAAGCAGUCUUGACAGUGUCUGGGCCGCUCAGUGCCAAUCAGACGAAGUUCAGAGCUUCCGGGCGUAAACAGAACUACAAGCCCCAUUAGGCAGCGCUCCAGAGAGCUCUAUGGGGGCGGAGCCCGAAUACCUGCCAGUCACGUGGGACGAUAAGAAAUUCGACUUGGGGGUCGCCGCCAGUGUAAUUUUAUUGCUGUCGGUUAUUAUAGGAGAUAAAGGCAAUGGAUCUUGAGUCAAAGCAUAGCUACAUAGGAAGCUUUAUUCAGCCUCCAGAUAAAAUACCCUCUGCACAUGCUGGCUUCUGGUCAAAGAAUGCAACAGCUGAUACAACAGACAUCUCUGCACAAAACAACCAAGCUCUAGUGUUAGCCCUGAAAACUCUUCAAGAAAAGAUCCAUCGACUUGAGUUGGAGAGAUCAAGGGCUGAAGAUGACCUGAACAGUUUGUCCAGGGAAGCUGCCCAAUAUAAAAAGGCUUUGCAGUGUGAAUCAAGUGAGAAGGGUGUAGUUCAUCAGGACCUGAUGCAAGAGAGGAGAGAUGUAAACACACAAUUAAGAGCAGCACAGUCUCGCUGCUCCUUGCUGGAGAAACAACUAGAUUACAUGAGGAAAAUGGUGGUCAGUGCGGAGUUGGACAAGAGAAGGGUUCUAGAACAGCAGACCCGGCUUCAGGAGGAAAAAGACCAGAAUCAGGUGGAGCUAUGUGCCAAACUUGACAAGCUUGACAUUCUAGAAAAAGAAUGUUGGAGACUUACUAGCACCCAGAAUACUGCAGCAGAAAAGAUCAAACAGCUCGAGGAGAAGCUGCUAGAAGAGCAACAUCAGCGUAAACUAAUACAAGAUAAAGCUGCACAGCUCCAAACAGGACUUGAGAUGAAUCGGAUCUUAAUGGCUUCACUUUCACCUCAAAAAGACACAAAGAAGAAAAGUAGUAAGAAGAAAGCUGUAAAGAAAAAUCCUGGCUCCAGGAGAGAAUGUGGCUCACAGCCCAAUCUACAGGCUGCAACACUCCCUUUUGUUGCUGGGAAGUCUACUAGCUCAAGUCAUUCUGUUGCUGCAAAUGUUCAAAGUGUCUUGCAUAUGAUGAAAUAUCGUAGUCCACAACGUUCAGAAGGAGCUGAAAAAAGGACUUCUAGAUGGACUGGCUUGUGCAGAACUGCAUCUUACUCUGCAUCUUCUUCAGCUUCUGAAAAUCUCUCUGAUCUUCUCUUGGUUAUGCAAGAUGAGCUGGGACAAAUGAGCUUUGAGCAUCAAGAACUGUUAAAACAGAUACAAGAAACUCAAAACCCUGAUGUUCGGGAAGACCUUGAACGUGAACUGGAUUGUCUUGUGAAGCAGAUGGAAAAUAAAGGAGAGCAGAUUUCCAAGCUGAAAAAACACCAAGAAAAUGUUUAUAAACUGAAACAGAAGGCUCAAAAACUGAAGAGAAAAGAAACUAAUGCUGCAACAAGACCUAGUGAAUUUAAAGAGACUGCAUUCAUUCCAAGAGGCAGUGUGCAUAAUAUCUCUUCUAUGAAUAAGAGCACAAGUUCCCUUCAGCUGUUGAAAAGUGCUCAGAAGCUUCAGCUGAUAUUGAAGAAAGAUGAUAUCAUUUGGGAACCAUAGUUUUUAAAACUGUUUUCCUAGACAACUAUCUGCUGGUUGAUCCAAGUUUCCAAUCAAUUAGGCUUGGAUUAAAUAGAUCUUUGGUGCCGACUGCUCGAAUCAAUAACAUUCCUGUAGAUUGAGAGAAAUAAUGUUUUUGUUUCUGCAUUGACUUUUAAAAAUAUAAUUGUAACUUUGUUUUAAUAAAGUAUAUGUUAUAUCUUGAAUUAAAGAAUCACUCUUUAUAGAAUAA